Patiria miniata (bat star) is the source of this 1122-nucleotide messenger RNA. Its product is annotated as NADH-cytochrome b5 reductase 3-like. Gene Ontology annotation, molecular function: oxidoreductase activity; FAD binding. The transcript is spliced from 9 exons. The coding region runs from base 45 to 971 and encodes 308 amino acids. Gene Ontology annotation, cellular component: mitochondrion. Lineage: Eukaryota; Metazoa; Echinodermata; Asteroidea; Valvatida; Asterinidae. The record is from RefSeq and is a predicted model, not a curated record.
CAACUUUCCUUCAACUUUGACCCCGUCUUUCGGUAUCUGCAAAAAUGGGGUUGGACGAGUCUUUGUUCGGUGUGCCAGUGUUGGUGGGCCUCGGUGUUCUCGCCGCCACCAUCAUCAUCGGCAAAUAUUUCCUGGGGGGUAAACGGAAGCCGGCCGGCCCGCCAAGAGCCCUGAAAGACCCAGAGACAAAGUUCCCAUUUGAGUUGGUCGACAAGGAGAUUGUGAGUCAUGAUACCAGACGCUUCCGCUUUGCCUUGCCUUCCAAAGAUCACAUCCUGGGUCUUCCAGUCGGUCAGCACAUCUAUCUGACGUGUCGCAUCGAUGGAAAGCUGGUCAUCCGACCCUACACUCCGGUGACUAGCGAUGAUGAUAAAGGAUACAUGGACCUUGUUAUCAAGGUGUACUUCAAGAACGUCCAUCCCAAGUUCCCUGAGGGGGGUAAGAUGUCUCAGUAUCUGGACAACAUGGCCAUCGGAGAUGCCAUCGACGUACGAGGGCCUAAUGGGCUCCUAGUGUACGAUGGAUGCGGCAAGUUCAGCAUCAGGGAAGACAAGAAGGCAGCGCCUGUGACCAGGAAUGCCAAGCAGAUAGGGAUGAUCGCUGGCGGAACAGGGAUUACCCCGAUGCUGCAGCUGGUCCGUCAAGUCCUGAAGGACCCUGAUGAUAAGAGUCAACUAUGGCUGCUGUUUGCCAACCAGACUGAGAAGGAUAUCCUGCUGCGGCCUGAGUUGGAGGAGAUCAGUCAGGAACAUGGCGACCGCUUCAAGCUGUGGUACACACUGGACAGGCCGGAGGAAGGCUGGAAGUACAGCGGGGGAUUCGUCAAUGAGGAAAUGCUACGGGAUCACAUGCCUCCACCCAGCAGCGACACCCUCAUCCUGAUGUGUGGACCGCCGCCCAUGAUCAACUACGCCUGCAUGCCUAACCUGGAAAAACUAGGCUACACGCCGGAGAUGAGGUUUUCCUAUUAGAGGCGCAGGAAAAAAUACUGAUUCCCAGACUUUCAUUGGGAAAAUCAUUGAAGAUUGCAGAUGUAAAAUUUGGAUAGCGGGUUUCCUAUAUCAGAGGCACGGAAAAACUAGGCUACAUGCCGGAGAUGAGGUUUUCCCAUUAGAGGCACGG